This is a messenger RNA of Acaulospora colombiana, 182 nucleotides long. Lineage: Eukaryota; Fungi; Glomeromycota; Glomeromycetes; Diversisporales; Acaulosporaceae. The record is from the annotation of a GenBank genome assembly.
AUGAAAAAAUAUAACCUAUCUGCAGAAUCUGACCCAUCCCAAUUACGUGCUCACGCCAAUGAGCUUGGUACUAUGCUACCAGAUUGGAAAGCUCGUAAAGAUGUAAAAGAGGCUCUUCGUCGACGCCUAUUCAAGGGGAAUCAAAUAGAAGCUCUUGUGCCAGACUUAUACCAUAUUGGAGG